GAGACCUUUUCCACUGCUUUCUCCGUAUCACAGACGCUCACUCCAUCACUCUUUCCACUUCAGCAUCCUUGAAAAAGAGAAAAAGAGCCUCUGAUUUUAUCCAACCGCAUCGAUAAUGUCAGGCGCAGUCUCACCGCAUCUCCUCCUCCUCUUCCUCUCCGCUUCCGUCCUCUUCUCCGCCACCACCGCGACCGACCACAUCGUCGGCGACAACCGCGGCUGGAAUCCCGGCGUCAACUACACGCUCUGGGCCGGAAAUCACACCUUCUACGUCGAAGAUCUCAUCUCCUUCAGGUACCAGAAAACCACCUACAAUGUCUACAGGGUCAAUGAGACCGGGUACGACAACUGCACGACGGAGGGAGCAUUGGGAAAUUGGAGCAGCGGCAAGGAUUUCAUCCUCCUCGACAAGGCCAAGAGAUACUAUUUUAUCUGUGGAAAUGGAUUUUGUUUCAGUGGGAUGAAGGUGACUGUUCUUGUCCACUCGCUGCCGCCGCCACCGGCUGCGUCAGUCUCGGAAGACCAUAAGAGUGGCAGAGAAGCGGUUUUCCGGCGAGGAUGGGCUGUUUUCAGGGUGGUUUUGAGUGUAAUGACUGUUUCAGUUGGGUGGGUCAUCGGUGAACUGAUUUGAAAUUAAAGAAUUGCCCGUGGGGGGCAUUUUGGUAAUUUUUUUCUU
Magnolia sinica is the source of this 676-nucleotide messenger RNA. RefSeq names its product early nodulin-like protein 16. Gene Ontology annotation, cellular component: plasma membrane. The coding region runs from base 116 to 631 and encodes 171 amino acids. Gene Ontology annotation, molecular function: electron transfer activity. The record is from RefSeq and is a predicted model, not a curated record. The transcript has 2 exons. Lineage: Eukaryota; Viridiplantae; Streptophyta; Magnoliopsida; Magnoliales; Magnoliaceae.